Plasmopara halstedii is the source of this 591-nucleotide messenger RNA. Its product is annotated as hsf-type dna-binding. Gene Ontology annotation, biological process: regulation of DNA-templated transcription. Gene Ontology annotation, molecular function: DNA-binding transcription factor activity; sequence-specific DNA binding. The record is from RefSeq and is a predicted model, not a curated record. The coding region runs from base 1 to 591 and encodes 196 amino acids. The transcript has a single exon. Lineage: Eukaryota; Oomycota; Peronosporomycetes; Peronosporales; Peronosporaceae.
AUGUCGCGAGCACAGCAUCUAUCACCGAAUUCUUCUGAUGGCAUGAACGCUAAGGAAGUGGCACCAUUUCUCAAGAGUCUCCGUCGCAUGCUAGACAUAGAGAGCCCACGCAUUUUGCGUUGGACGCCCGACGGCAAUGCCUUUGAAAUCCAUGACAUGGCUGCCAUGACCAGUGACAUCUUACCCAAAUAUUUCAAACACUGCAAGUAUGCCAGCUUCCAACGUCAACUCAACUAUUUUCACUUUCGCAAGUGGACCAAGUCCCGUGCUGUCGUGUGCACGUUCUCGAAUAAGUUUUUUCAGCGCGAUCAACCAGCUUUGACGUGGCGUAUCACUCGAAAGCGUGCGCUGUUGUCUGCAAAUGAUAAGCUACCGGAGGAAAGGCUCUCCUUAUCUGCUCCUGACGUCCAGCUUUCGAGGCAUGUCGAACCCUUGAUGGCUGUGGAGGUCGCAACGCCCGUAAAGAGCCACCCCUCGGACGACGAAGCACCUCUUGCCUGGAUCGACAAGCUGUAUCCAGAACUAGACUUUGACCUGCUCGCUGUGGGGGCGAGCUGUUGCUUCUCCGCGUCGACAUUGCUCUCGCUCUGA